Chenopodium quinoa (quinoa) is the source of this 897-nucleotide messenger RNA. RefSeq lists its product as uncharacterized. The record is from RefSeq and is a predicted model, not a curated record. Bases 1 to 897 code for a protein of 298 amino acids. NCBI's taxonomy places the organism in Eukaryota, Viridiplantae, Streptophyta, Magnoliopsida, Caryophyllales, Amaranthaceae. The transcript has a single exon.
AUGGUAAUUGAUAUUAUCAUUCCUCCACUGGUUGAUCCCUCUACUAAGAAACCCGAACCUUCUGCUGCUGAAUUGGCUUUCUCGCAACGUCUUGAUGACCUUGUCCGUCAAUGGAUAUAUGGGACAAUAUCCAUUGAUUUGCUUAACACCAUUGCCGACCCCGAUGACAAAGCGGUCGACGCUUGGAAACGUUUGGAGAAUUUCUUUCUAAAUAACAAGGCUGCUCGUGCUAUGACCCUUGAUGCACAAUUCACAAACACCAAGCUUGAACAGUUUGAUGGUGUUAAACCGUACUGCUCACAUCUGAAAACCCUUGCGGAUAAUCUGAGGAACGUUGGAGAUACGGUCUCUGGUCAUGAAAUGGCUCUGCAAUUAUUGAAGGGUCUCACCGAUGACUACAAAUCCUUUCGAUCCUCUGUUCGACACCUUGAUCCGUUGCCUUUCUUUGAGGCAUUGUGCUCCAUGCUUGAAUUGGAAGAGCAGAGCAAUGCAUCUGAUAUUCCAGAUUCCGGUGAGGAAGCUCUCCUCUCUCAAACCUCGCAACCAGCGUCGUUUCCGCAACAGGGGAGGGGUAUUUCCGCGACUGACUCUGCUCGUGGAGGUGCGCCACCUGCUCGCGGUGGUCAAAAAAUUAAAGGGAAGGGUGGUAAGAAGAGCAGCACUGGCUCCGGUGGCCGGCACAACCAGUCCCAACAGUCAGCACCGCAAGCUCAGCCCUCAGCGCAGCAUUCUCACUCGGGGCAGCAGGGGUGGAUGUAUCCCCCCCCUUGGGCUUAUUGGUCUCAGCCACCAUGGGCCACUCCCCCAUGUCCGUACCCUUCACAGGGUCAAGGCCCAAUGCAGUGGGGUGGGAGGCCUCAAUCACAGCAGCCCGAUCUUCUCGGUGCUCGUCCAUAG